CCGGACCAAGAGAAGACGAGGAUGACCAAGCAAGACGCCAAGACGACCUCCUCGGCCGACGACGUGACGUUUGGCGACGUCGAGCACCAGCUGCCAGCGGCCGCCUCUGCGAUCGACGAGCUCGUGGCUGCCGCCGCCCCGGCGCCCGCGGACCAGGCCGCGAUCGACGACCUUCAAGGCGCCGACGCAGCGGCUGGGCAAGACCACGAGACGGCAGUCGCAAAGGAUCGCGCGACGGCAGCUGCGCUCAUGGAUCGCGUUCACGAAGUGCAACAUGUCGUCCCGACGGGUGUCUCGGUCAACGCCGAGGAUGACUCGAAAAUGAAGGAGCCCGCCUUAAAGGUGCCCCGCGUCGACGCUGUCCGCCCGCCCAAGCUCGACCUGCCCGAGGUUGUUACCCAGCACAUCCUCACGAUCAUCGCCCAUGAAGAUACCCUUGAGUUCGUCAAUGCAUGGCCGACCGCGCUCCUCCCGCCGGCGUUCCUGAGUCUCAAGGCGCUUGGCGGGGUCGUCAACUUGGACGACCACUGGCCGUGCAUCGAACUGUUCACGAUACCGGACGAGCACAAGCGUCUCGCUCUGACGGCGCUUCCAGCCUUUCCCUCUGUCAAGUUUGACGUCGAUUUGGCGUGGCGGACGGCCGAGCGGCUUGCAGUGACGCUGCGCGAGCUCAUCGACGCGCUACGGCUGGUGCCGCAGCUCGAGCUGACGUGGAUCGAAGGCGACGACGCAGCGUCCCACGCCACGCUUUCGGACGUCGUCAACGCGUGGAGCGACAAGGUCACGGCUGUCAUGUUUGUCUCUUCCCUUCCGCUGACAUACCCGACGGUCCGCGAGGCCCUCGCGCGCUGCGUUAACCUCCAGCGCGCCUAUUUUCAGGGCACGUAUCGAGGUGAGAGCGCGACGCUGGAGCAGUGCGUCGAAGCUGUGACGACGCCAGCGCACCUCCACCUCCACUCGCUCUCAGUGUUCAGUGAACAAGAGUACGACGCCAAUGGAAUGGUCGCGUGGCUGGAGACGCCGCGCGCCAAGGCGCUUACGCUCUCCUGCUUGAAUGUGCGCUGCAAUGGCUGCUUGGCCAAAGCCAUCGCCACGUCGACUGGGCUCACGUCGCUCUCCAUCGACAUACAUAACGACGCCUGGUUGCUGCUGGAUGCGCUGGGCGAAUACGACUUGCACCGGCUGACGGAUGUCGACCUAUACAUGUCGCUAUGCGCGUUCGAUGACCUUAUCCGGGUCCUACGUCGGCUUGAUGCCGACAGAGUCACGUCGCUCUACGUGAGCGGCUUGCCCAAGCCCACGCCCAAAGAAUUUAAAGUCGUUCUUGCUCGCUUCACAGCUCUCAAGGUUUUCCGGUACGACCAAGUGAGCUACGACCAAGAGAGCGACAACGAGUAG
Molecule: messenger RNA, 1398 nt
Organism: Saprolegnia parasitica CBS 223.65
Lineage: Eukaryota; Oomycota; Saprolegniomycetes; Saprolegniales; Saprolegniaceae
Exons: 1
Coding region: 22-1398 (458 amino acids)
Source: RefSeq, a predicted model, not a curated record